Molecule: messenger RNA, 5421 nt
Organism: Phacochoerus africanus (Common warthog)
Lineage: Eukaryota; Metazoa; Chordata; Mammalia; Artiodactyla; Suidae
Gene: MAPK8IP3
Product: mitogen-activated protein kinase 8 interacting protein 3
Exons: 33
Coding region: 124-4161 (1345 amino acids)
Biological process (GO): vesicle-mediated transport
Cellular component (GO): cytoplasm
Molecular function (GO): MAP kinase scaffold activity; JUN kinase binding; signaling receptor complex adaptor activity
Source: RefSeq, a predicted model, not a curated record
GAGCCCUGAGGCAACAGCGGCUGCGGCGGAAGCGACGGGCUGCGGCCUGCGGACUCACGGGCAGCCGGGGCGGGCGAACGCGCCGGCGGACAGCGGGCCGCGCUGGCGGCGGCGGUGGCCGCGAUGAUGGAGAUCCAGAUGGACGAGGGCGGCGGCGUGGUCGUGUACCAGGACGACUACUGCUCCGGCUCGGUGAUGUCGGAGCGGGUGUCGGGCCUGGCGGGCUCCAUCUACCGCGAGUUCGAGCGCCUCAUCCACUGCUACGACGAGGAGGUGGUCAAAGAGCUCAUGCCGCUCGUGGUCAACGUGCUCGAGAACCUGGACUCGGUGCUCAGCGAGAACCAGGAGCACGAGGUGGAGCUGGAGCUACUGCGCGAGGACAACGAGCAGCUGCUCACCCAGUACGAGCGGGAGAAGGCUCUGCGCAAGCAGGCCGAGGAGAAAUUCAUCGAGUUCGAAGAUGCCUUGGAGCAGGAGAAGAAGGAGCUCCAAGUCCAGGUGGAGCACUAUGAGUUUCAGACCCGCCAGCUGGAGCUAAAGGCCAAAAACUAUGCAGACCAGAUUUCCCGGCUGGAGGAGCGGGAGUCGGAGAUGAAGAAGGAGUACAACGCCCUGCACCAGCGGCACACGGAGAUGAUCCAGACCUACGUGGAGCACAUCGAGAGGUCCAAGAUGCAGCAGGUCGGGGGCAACAGCCAGACGGAGGGCAGCCUGCCUGGGCGGAGUCCUCGCCAGUCGUGGAGGAGAAGCAGGAAGGAGCGGCCCACUUCCCUGAAUGUCUUCCCCCUGGCGGACGGCAUGGUACGUGCCCAGACGGGGGGCAAGCUCGUGCCUGCGGGGGACCACUGGCACCUGAGCGACCUCGGCCAGCUGCAGCUCAGCACCAGCUACCAGUGUCCGCAGGAGGAGAUGUCCGAGUCGGGCCAGUCCUCGGCAGCUGCCACCCCCAGCACCACGGGCACCAAAUCCAACACGCCCACGUCGUCCGUGCCCUCAGCCGCCGUCACGCCGCUCAGCGAGGGCCUGCAGCCCCUGGGUGACUACGGCCCCGGCGCAAAGAACGGCAAGCGGGCGCGGGAGAAGCGCAACAGCCGCAACAUGGAGGUGCAGGUCACGCAGGAGAUGCGCAACGUCAGCAUAGGCAUGGGCAGCAGUGACGAGUGGUCCGACGUCCAGGACAUCAUCGACUCGACCCCAGAGCUGGACAUGGGGCGGGAGCCCCGCCUGGACCGCACAGGCAACAGCCCGACCCAGGGGAUCGUGAACAAGGCUUUCGGCAUCAACACGGACUCCCUCUACCACGAGCUGUCGACCGCGGGUUCCGAGGUCAUCGGGGACGUGGACGAAGGGGCCGACCUGCUAGGGGAGUUCUCAGUGCGCGAUGAUUUUUUUGGAAUGGGCAAGGAAGUGGGGAAUCUGCUGCUGGAGAACUCACAGCUUCUAGAAACCAAAAACGCUCUGAACGUGGUGAAGAACGACCUCAUCGCCAAGGUGGACCAGCUCUCAGGGGAGCAGGAGGUGCUGAAGGGGGACUUGGAAGCUGCCAGGCAGGCCAAACUCAGGCUGGAGAACCGUAUCAAGGACCUGGAGGAGGAGCUGAGGAGAGUGAAGUCGGAGGCCAUCGUUGCCCACCGUGAACCCAAAGAAGAGGUGGAGGAUGUAAGCAGCUAUCUCUGUACAGAAUUGGACAAGAUCCCCAUGGCGCAGCGCCGCCGCUUCACGCGCGUGGAGAUGGCUCGCGUGCUCAUGGAGCGCAACCAGUACAAGGAGCGGCUCAUGGAGCUGCAGGAGGCUGUACGGUGGACGGAGAUGAUCCGAGCAUCCCGAGAGCACCCGUCUGUCCAGGAGAAGAAGAAGUCCACCAUCUGGCAGUUCUUCAGCCGCCUCUUCAGCUCCUCCUCCAGCCCCCCUCCAGCCAAGCGGUCCUACCCCUCCGUGAACAUCCAUUACAAGUCGCCCACCACGGCCGGCUUCAGCCAGCGCCGCAAUCACGGCAUGUGCCACAUCUCCGCCGGCAGCCGGCCCCUGGAGUUCUUCCCCGAUGACGACUGCACGUCCUCCGCUCGGCGGGAGCAGAAGCGCGAGCAGUACCGCCAGGUGCGCGAGCACGUGCGCAACGACGAGGGGCGGCUGCAGGCCUGUGGCUGGAGCCUGCCGGCCAAGUACAAGCAGUUGAGUCCCAACGGGGGCCAGGAGGACACGCGGGUGAAGAACGUGCCCGUCCCCGUGUACUGCCGCCCCCUGGUGGAGAAGGACCCCACCAUGAAGCUGUGGUGUGCCGCGGGCGUCAACCUGAGCGGCUGGAAACCCAGUGAGGACGACUCUGGGAAUGGAGUCAAGCCCCCGCCGGGCCGUGACCCUCUGACCUGCGACCGGGAUGUCGAAGGAGAGACGCAGAGCAACCAUUCGUCCCCAGAGAGGAGGAAGGCCAAGGAGCUCCCCGAGGUGGAGCCCCUGUCCAGCCGCGUAUGGAUCCUCACCAGCACCCUGACCACCAGCAAAGUGGUCAUUAUCGACGCCAGCCAGCCCGGCGCCGUCGUGGACCAGUUCACCGUGUGCAACGCCCACGUGCUCUGCAUCUCCAGCAUCCCCGCGGCCAGUGACGGCGACUACCCUCCAGGGGAGAUCUUCCUGGACAGCGACCUGAACCCUGAGGACUCCGGUGCAGACGGCGUGCUGGCCGGCAUCACCCUGGUGGGCUGUGCCACCCGCUGCAACGUGCCACGCAGCGCCUGCUCCUCCCGCGGAGACACGCCGGUGCUGGACAAGGGCCAGGGGGAGGUGGCUGCUGUCGCCAACGGGAAAGUCAACCCAUCUCAGUCCACGGAGGAGGCCACGGAGGCCACGGAGGUGCCAGACUCUGGGCCCAGCGAGGCAGACGCAGGCGCCGUGCGGCCUGGGCCCCUCACGGAGCAUGUCUUCACUGACCCGGCCCCCACCCUGCCCCCCAGCGCCCAGCCUGACAGUGAAAACGGGCCGGAGGCUGACGUGAGUGGCAUGCAGCCCGAGCCGGAGCCCAGCGGGGACCCCACAGGGGCCACCAGCAGUGCUGCGCCCACCAUGUGGCUGGGAGCCCAGAAUGGCUGGCUGUACGUGCACUCGGCCGUGGCCAACUGGAAGAAGCGCCUGCACUCCAUCAAGCUGAAGGACUCCGUGCUGAGCCUGGUGCACGUGAAAGGGCGCGUGCUGGUGGCUCUGGCGGACGGGACUCUGGCCAUCUUCCACCGAGGUGAAGACGGCCAGUGGGACCUGAGCAACUAUCACCUGAUGGACCUGGGCCACCCACACCACUCCAUCCGCUGCAUGGCCGUGGUGCACGACCGUGUCUGGUGCGGCUACAAGAACAAGGUGCACGUGAUCCAGCCCAAGACCAUGCAGAUCGAGAAGUCGUUUGACGCCCACCCACGGCGGGAGAGCCAGGUGCGGCAGCUGGCGUGGAUCGGCGACGGGGUGUGGGUAUCCAUCCGCCUGGACUCCACGCUGCGGCUCUACCACGCCCACACCCACCAGCACCUGCAGGACGUGGACAUCGAGCCCUACGUCAGCAAGAUGCUGGGCACAGGCAAGCUGGGCUUCUCCUUCGUGCGCAUCACGGCCUUGCUCAUCGCGGGCAACCGCCUCUGGGUGGGCACCGGCAACGGCGUGGUCAUCUCCAUCCCUCUGACCGAGACCGUGGUCCUGCACCGAGGCCAGCUCCUCGGGCUCCGGGCCAACAAGACGUCCCCCACAUCCGGGGAGGGGGCCCGCCAGGGAGGCGUCAUCCACGUGUACGGCGACGACAGCAGCGACAAGUCGGCCAGCAGCUUCAUCCCCUACUGCUCCAUGGCCCAGGCCCAGCUCUGCUUCCACGGGCACCGGGACGCCGUCAAGUUCUUCGUCUCCGUGCCAGGCAACGUGCUGGCCACUCUCAACGGCAGCGUGCUCGACAGCCCUUCCGAGGGCCCCGGGCCCACCGCCCCCGCCGCAGACGCCGAGGCGCAGAAGCUGAGGAACGUGCUGGUGCUGAGCGGCGGGGAGGGCUACAUUGACUUCCGCAUCGGCGACGGGGAGGACGACGAGCCCGAGGAGGGGACGGGGGACGUGAGCCAGGUGAAGCCCAUGCUGUCCAAGGCCGAGCGCAGCCACAUCAUCGUGUGGCAGGUGUCCUACACGCCUGAGUGACGCUGCGGCCCCCACCACCCACCCUGCCUGCCGCCACCUGCCUCCGUGUACAUACAGCCCCGCCCGCCUGCCCACCGCCCACCCCGCAGGCCAGGCGCCCGUCCACCCCUCCUUUAACCUCUCAACCUGCAGCUUUCACCUUAGGUCCGGGCCUCCUUGCAAGCUAGCAAGAGCAGCCACGCAGGCCUGGCUGGGAGGGAGGCGGGGGAGCGGGGGGGGGGGGCGAUCUGACCAGGGAGGGACGACACCCUUGCCCAGCGGCUCCUGGCUGGCACCCAGCCCAAAGUCCCCGAGGCCCGAGGACACUUCAGGGCCAGAGCGAGGCCAACCCCCAGGAUGGCUGGGCCGGGGGAACGUCCCUACAGGGGACUCUCCGUGCCCACCAUUCACUCCCAGGACUUCUGGGGAUGGAGGGCAAGGAGGGGCCUCACGCCACUGAGUCUCCCCACCCUGCGUCCCCUUGCCUUUGCCUGCUGCCCAUGGGGUGUGGAUUCAACCCUCGGAGCCAGCCAGUCACUAGCCCUCCCUGGGCCCCCCUCCCCUGUCCCUGCCACCCUGGGACCUGGCAUGAAAGCAUGUCACCAGGCUCCCUGGGGCACCUGCUUGAGAAGACAGACAGUGCCCUCAUCCCACUGAGUCCCAUCCCGUGAUUGUCCUGUGUGGCAGGCUCUCACUGACCUGCGUCCCCCCCACCUUGUAGGAGCCGGCUCUGGAGUCCCACCCCUCCCGGAGGCCCCCAAGGGUGGGGUUUCUCAGGCUGCCAGGGCAGGCCCAGGCCUCAGGAAGAAGGGGAGGCCCCCGGCCUCUCCUGGGGUCAGUCCUUGGACGCAGGCUCAGCCUCAGGGUGACGAGGAAAGGUGUGCUCCAGGGCCUGCCUCCCGUGCAGUCUCCAAGGAGCCCAGCUCCCAGGACACGCUACUAAGUGCCUAGGGCUGGCAACCGACAAGGCCGUGAGCAGAGGCCCUAAGGGCUAGAACAGGAGCCGCUUUUGGCAGGCACAGCCCUGGACUGCCAACUCCCCACCUGCCCAAGCCUUACUCCUGUUCCUCGAGGCACCAGUCAGGGCAGCCCCAGGCCCUGCUGCCCACCCACCUCCCACCAGAGAAGCACAGAUCUUGGGCAGCCGUCCCACAAGCCCAGCUGGCCACCGCUGCAGCCCCGUGCAGCCACAGCAUUCUCCUCACCGCCCUGCCACUGUCCACUGUGAAGUGUGUCGCAUCCCCUGUCCAUUCUCACAGGGCCAGGGAGGGACUGGGGGGA